Molecule: messenger RNA, 972 nt
Organism: Knipowitschia caucasica
Lineage: Eukaryota; Metazoa; Chordata; Actinopteri; Gobiiformes; Gobiidae
Source: the annotation of a GenBank genome assembly
AUGUGUUGUGUCAAACUCACUCUCCUCUCCGCACUGCUGCUGAUGUUGGGAAGCAGCUGCGCCUCUGCUAUCAGCUCCAUAGACCCGGACUGGUCAGGGGAGGGCAGAUGUCAGCAUAUAAGCAUCCCCCAGUGCAAAGACAUUGGCUACAACAUGACUCGAAUGCCCAAUCUAAUGGGACACGACGACCAGAAAGAAGCAGCCAUAAAGCUACAAGAGUUCGCCACCUUGAUUCAAUAUGGAUGUCAUAGCCACCUCAAGUUUUUCCUAUGUUCAUUGUUCGCCCCUAUGUGCACAGAACAAGUGUCAAACCCCAUCCCCGCCUGCAGAGCCAUGUGUGAGCAAGUCAAACUGAAAUGCUCUCCAGUUUUAGAGCAAUUUCAAAUCCCAUGGCCUAAAUCAUUGGACUGUUCGCGCCUGCCAACUAAGAAUGACCCUAAUAACCUCUGUAUGGAAGCUCCAAACAACGGCUCAGAUGAACCCCCAAAAGUGUCCCACACGCAGCCUCCAGACUUCAGACCGCAGCGGCCUCUCGGUGGCCAGGAGUUGCCUUUAAAGGACAGUAGUGGCAGACCUCCAUGCACUAAGUCAGGCAAGUUCCACUUUGUUGAGAAAAGUGAAUCUUGUGCCCCCAAGUGUUACCCGAAAGUGGAUGUGUACUGGAGUCAGGGUGACAAGCAGUUCUCUCUGGUGUGGAUGGCCAUUUGGUCUAUCCUGUGCUUUGUCUCCAGUGCUUUCACAGUGCUGACUUUCCUUAUUGACCCACAGCGCUUCAAAUACCCAGAGAGGCCCAUAAUUUUUCUCUCCAUGUCCUAUUGCGUCUACUCCGUGGGCUACCUUAUUCGGCUUUUUGUGGGCGCUGACAGAAUAGCCUGCGACAGAGACAAUGGCGUCCAGUAUAUCAUCCAGGAGGGCCUUGAAAGUACUGGCUGCACCAUUGUGUUCCUCAUCCUGCAAGAAGUGGGGCCAUGA